GGCUAUAAGAUGCACCAAAAAGUUGAGAGUUAACAAAAGGAUGUGAUGAAUCUGAAAACAAUUAUCCUUUCGCAAUUGCCUGAUUUCAUACCGUAGGAGCCUCGCACAAGUUAUCAGUUUUGCCGGACGGAAGUGCACUUCAGUUUGAUGGCGUAGAGAUGGCGACUUACACGAAAACUUGGCAUUGGAAUUGUGCCAGUUCUUUGUGUACGAAUAAUUACAGAACUAAAGGAAUAACGUACUACACUUUGCCCAGCGAUCCUGAGCUUCAAAAAGGAUAUAGGAAAGUUCUUAUGAACGAAAAUAUUAACUGGAGAAAACAUGUUAUAUGUAGCGCUCACUGGAGCUCGGGGAAACGAGAGAACAAGAAUCAAUUGCCAGACAUAAUUUGUACAAAAGAAUAUGCUGCUAAUCUGGAAAAAGAGUACUCCCAAAAACCAUCUAGGGAAUUGAAAAGGAAGAUUGACUGUACAAAAACGGUUCUUGCUUCGUCGAAUGCCAAUACCGUGAGGAGUACUCCGAGGAAAGCCCCUGCAAGUAGGACGCCGCUUCCUUCACGCCCUGUUAAGAAAAGGAAAAUUUUAUCAGAGAAACUGGAAGCUGAGAAUUCCAGCUUAAAAUGCCAGGUUGAGAGUUUAACUAAAGAACUCGAGCAGAAAAAUAGUUGUAUUGACAAAUUGCAACAAGAGCUAAGAAAGCUUCAAACGGAAAUGAUAGCCUUACAAGACAAAAUGAAGUUUGAGAUAGAUUCUUUCGAAAAGAAAAUAAAAGAAAUGAAAUUCGACCUUAAUAAGAGAAGAUUCACCUAUGACUGCUUGAAGAACAGGGAAAAGGAAUUCUUUGACAUGUGUGGACUCACUGUGAAUGAAUUUGACUGUCUUUUUGCAUGUGUGAUUCCUUUCUUACAUCUGAUUUUGUAUCCUGACUGUGUUCAAACUUUGGAAAAAUUAGAUUCACAUAAUAAACUUCUUGACAACAGAACAGAACUCCUUGUCACACUGACUGUGGCAAGACAUGCAGUGGAUCUAGUCAUUAUGGCCAAGUUAGUAGGUGGAAGUUCCUCAACUAUUUCAAGAGUGUUUGUUGCUUGGAUGGUUUUCCUUCGCUGUGUGCUAGACGAAGUUAAUCUGAAGCCAUUGCCUGGCUUUAUAGAAGCUUUCCUCCCUAGAGUUUUUGUUGAUGCAGGGUAUGCUGACUGUGGAAUUCUUGGGGACAACACAGAGACCUGGAUUGCUCAAUCGGAGAAUUUUGAGUUGAAUAACCUCACCUUCAGCCAUUACAAAAAUCACACAACUGGUAAAGUAUCUGUGUGGAUUUUUCCUCAUGGUGCUUUAUGCAAAUGCUCUGAUGCUUUUCCUGGGUCAAUCUCAGAUGAACAACUCACUGAACAACUUGGAGUUAUAGACUACUGUCCUAAGGGAAAGGUGGUUAUGACUGAUAAGGGCUUUGCAAUUAGUGAUUUAUGUCAUGAAAUGGGAGUACAUCACAACAGGCCACCAUUGAAGAACAAUUGUCAGUAUGAUGAAAAUGACAUAAAUCUAAAUUUUGAUAUUGCAACCCUUCGCAUUUAUAAUGAAAAUGCAAUUGGCAGAAUUCGUGACUGGUCAAUCUUGAACAAAUGCUGGCCUUCAGGGAGAGUUGACCUUCUUGGAAUUUGUUGGAUUGCACUGGCACACAUUGUUAACUUGACUAAGAAACCUGUUGGUCCCAAGGAAACACAAGACAGCAAAGUGCAGUAAAAUGACAUUUAAAUACAACUCGAUAUCCUGCUAACAGGCAUUGUUACAAGACAUGCUAUCUUCAUAAACAGAAAACACUUUACAGUUUUAAUAUUUGAUUUCUAAAUUAACAUUUUGUACAAGUACUAUAUUUGUAGCAUAAUGCAAAUGAGCUGCAGAUGGUCAGAGAACAAAUAAGAGCUCAUGUUUGUAACCCAACAAUAAUCUCUGUCAGCUUGCUUAUGUCCUUCACAGCUAUUUUUAAGACAAAUUUGAGAUUAUUAAUCUGAAGAGUUUAUGUCGAUUUUCAUUACUUUUUUGGCUUCUUCUUUUACCCAUGAUCUCAAUGGUUUUGUGCUUUGAAAGGUUGGCACCCUGCCAACAUUCAGCUCACCCAGCUUUUUAAGGAGUUUGUUCUCUUCAUGAGGCCAUUCACAGAUAAUACUUUCAGUGAUCAUGUGAUCAAUGAUGGUUUUUGUAACAGUGAGAAGCAAGUUGUUUUUCUGUAUUAAAAAUAGAUUGAAGCU
Orbicella faveolata is the source of this 2245-nucleotide messenger RNA. RefSeq lists its product as uncharacterized. NCBI's taxonomy places the organism in Eukaryota, Metazoa, Cnidaria, Anthozoa, Scleractinia, Merulinidae. The record is from RefSeq and is a predicted model, not a curated record.